AUGACGAUGGUCAUUGAAAACCAGAACCGCCAGUACGGCGGCAUGAGCUUCGACAAUGUCUACCACCACAAUCCACCACAAUUUACAGACCCCUGGGCUACCGCGCAUACCACCUCGCACUCGACUCCUCCUAUUUAUGCGACAUCCAUGGGCAACAGUGCCAGCAUCCCCAUCAACCCCGUCAAGUCAGAGGAAGUCGGCCGACCAACUGCCAUGUCCAUGCCCUACCCCAACAUUCCCGUGUCAGCACCGUCGCUGGUGCCUGGCAGCAACUACACAGCUACCGGCUACGGUCCAGAGGUGAUGGCAAUGCAACACGACGUACCGCGCACUGGUUUCGAGCAGGCACCCACCUACACCACAGCUCCCCCCAUGAGCAGCUUCGCGCCCUCCAGCUAUGCGCCAGUGAGCUACGCUCCCAUUCACCCUUCCCAGUCCCAAGAUGCUCGCCGCAUGUCGCAUUCAGAUGCUCGUGUGGGCUCCUCCCAAGCUCAACCAGGCGCUCCCACCUUCGGAGACGCGCUCGAUGCCAGUCGAGGAAUGGUGGCACUCAGCCAGGAUUUGACUCCCCGGAACAUUUACGGGCCUCGCGGGGCCCGCGGGUCGACUGAUUCCUACGGUUUCCCUUCAACACACUCAUCCGCUUCCUCAAUUUCCUCAGGCGGCAACUACCCCUACUACAGCGCCUCCGUGGGCUCUGUGGACUCUUCCGUGACCGAUUACAGCUCGAGCACUUCCGAGUCUUAUGAGUCGCGCACUCUUCCCCGGCCGACUAGUCUUUUGGCUGGUAGCGCGCCCUCCGGUCCCCAGUCCAUGAUGAGCCAGUUCAGCUCCAAGAUGCCCUCCAACACCCAAAAGAAGCACAAGUGCAAGGUCUGCGACAAGCGAUUCACGCGUCCGUCUUCGUUGCAGACACACAUGUACAGCCACACUGGCGAGAAGCCAUUCGCUUGUGAUGUUGCAGGCUGUGGACGACACUUCUCAGUUGUCUCAAACUUGCGUCGCCACAAGAAGGUGCACAAGGGCGAGAAAGACACCGGCUCCCAAGACGAAGACGAGUAA
Penicillium longicatenatum is the source of this 1062-nucleotide messenger RNA. Its product is annotated as C2H2-type zinc finger protein. The coding region runs from base 1 to 1062 and encodes 353 amino acids. Lineage: Eukaryota; Fungi; Ascomycota; Eurotiomycetes; Eurotiales; Aspergillaceae. The transcript has 3 exons. Gene Ontology annotation, molecular function: DNA-binding transcription factor activity, RNA polymerase II-specific; RNA polymerase II cis-regulatory region sequence-specific DNA binding. The record is from RefSeq and is a predicted model, not a curated record. Gene Ontology annotation, biological process: regulation of transcription by RNA polymerase II. Gene Ontology annotation, cellular component: nucleus.